AAUGUCAGAUUGAAGCGCGAUAAAGCGUAUUUAUCGCGUUAUUGCAUACAUUCCUCUGUUUAUAAUAAGCUAUUAAACGCAUGUUAUGCUUAUCUGUUUAAUAAGGAUGUACAAUAACAUUCGAUUGAUUCGUUCCCUCAGUUGAACGUACGCCUGCCCGCGGGGAGGUAUACCAAUACACCGCCAUGAAUUGUAUAAUAUUUUUAAACAUCUUUGCCGCUAUAUGGGCUCUUGCGAUCGCUGGGUCCCAUUUUCCGGCUACUAAAGGGGAGGUGUGGCCGAAACCGCAACACCAAGUGAAGACAAAUACGGUUCUUACGUUCGACCAUAGGCGAUUCCAAAUUAAGGUAGUCGGAGUCUCCUGCUCUCUCCUCUCCAGCGUGGCCUCACGCUACUCGCACGUGUUCGCGCGGCAGAGCCAACUUGCACUCGAGCAUUACGAGCAUGCUCGCUCGCACAAGUCAGGAGGCAGGCUCGCCGAGCUGCACAUCGACCUGACAGCGCCGUGUGAAGACUACCCGCAUUACGGCAUGGAUGAAAGCUAUCAUCUAACAAUAGCAGAGGUAUCUACUCUGAAAAGCGGCUCCAUAUGGGGCAUUCUGCGAGGGCUUCAGACUGUCCUGCACUCGUUCUAUUUCUCAGAUGACUACAGGAGAAUAUUAGUAAAUGCAACGGAGAUAUACGACUAUCCUCGUUACUCGCACCGCGGACUGCUGCUGGACACUUCGCGGCACUACAUCUCGCUGCACAACAUCCUGCUGACCCUGGACGCCAUGGAGAUGAACAAGAUGAACGUCUUCCACUGGCACAUCGUCGAUGACGACAGCUUCCCGUACCAGAGCAAGAGGUUUCCGGAAUUAAGCGAGCAUGGAGCGUAUUACCCUACGAUGGUAUAUUCGAAGGCUGAUAUCGUGCUCGUAUUGAAAUAUGCCCGUGAGCGUGGUAUCCGAGUGAUUCCCGAGUUCGAUGUUCCAGGUCACACCGUGUCCUGGGGGGCAUCACACCCCGAACUCGUGUUCACGUGCCCCGACCAGUGGUAUGGCACAACUACAAGUGGGGUCUUGAACCCCAUCCUCAACUCCACGUACGAGCUGCUCGGAGACCUGAUCAAGGAAGUUCAGGACUUGUUUCCGGACAAGUACUUGCAUGUUGGCGGGGAUGAGGUCAAUACGAAGUGUUGGGAGAAGGCCCCAACAAUCCAGGCCUAUCUUAAAGAGCACAACAUGACCAUCACGGAGUUGUUCCCAAUAUUCGUUGACAGAUUGUUCCAACUGCUUGGCAGCAGGUCGCAGCCCAUCGUGUGGGAGGAAGUAUUCGAGGAUGUAAGUUCUUUACCAGCGAGUACACCCGUGCACGUCUGGAAAAGAGAACCCAUUAAAGGCAAUGAGCGAUAUGAUGAUCACGGAAAACACACUGUCAACAAGGUCUUAGAAGCCGGCAAUAAGGUGAUAUUGUCCGCGCCGUGGUACCUAGACUACCUGGAUAAGACCUGGGAGUAUUACUAUAAUGGCACGGACCCGCAUGCCAUGGUGAACGACAAAUCUUUGGCUGAGAACAUCCUCGGCGGCGAGGCCUGCUUGUGGGGCGAGCGUGUCGACGACAGGAACAUAAUUAGCAGAGCAUGGCCUCGGGCUAGCGCGACAGCCGAAAUACUCUGGAGUUCGCCGCCAUUCGACGUGCCAUCUGAAUAUCACAAGAGUGUGAAUAGUAACCGUAUGGAAGAACACACCUGUCGCAUGAUUCGGCACGACAUCGGCGCGCAGCCCCCCAAUGGACCUGGCUUUUGUGUUGUCAACCCUAAUCAUUUGUAAUGUAACACAGGUUAUUAGUUUUUGCUUUUUACGAACAGAUGUAGCAUUGAAAAAGCGAAUACCCCCACAUACUUAACACAAUGGCCACGUAACAGCAGUUUUAUUUUUAUGUGAUAAUGAACUAUGUACAGUCAGCUGCAGAGAAAAGGUACCACCGCUACAUAGAAGUUUGUAUGCAGGGGUGGUACCUUGCUGACUGUACAAUGAACUACUAACGUUGGAUAUCGGAAGUCUACAAUCGAGUUCCCGAAACCCCGCCUACAAAGCGCGCGGCGGAUCACCCCAGGGGGUUUAGUCCGUGGAAGUCGGAACAUCCCCACGGACCGGACAUAGCUGGGCUUCUCCCGGGCCAAUGGGAUCCAUAAGGGUUUCCCCUUGGGUCAUCAAAAAAAAGGGAUGGAGCACUAGAACACUAGAGGUUUGUACAAACAACAACACUCUUAACUGUCGGUGGACCUUAUGCCUUAUGUUUAGGAACUGUCAGUUAACAGUGUGGUACCAUCGUACAGGAAUCAUAGUAACGGCGCUAUAUUUGUUCAUAAAAAAAUUGAUAUUAAUGAUAUAAUUGCCACAUUUUGUUGUUGUAAAUGUUAUGAAAAGUUAGCUCGAUCCGACUCUAUAUUAGGUACUGUAACUACUGUAGGUACUCCAGCAUGUUAGUCUUUCGAAUAAAAAGUCA
This is a messenger RNA of Cydia splendana, 2490 nucleotides long. Its product is annotated as beta-hexosaminidase subunit beta-like. Gene Ontology annotation, molecular function: beta-N-acetylhexosaminidase activity. Gene Ontology annotation, biological process: glycosaminoglycan metabolic process; ganglioside catabolic process; carbohydrate metabolic process. The transcript has 10 exons. The record is from RefSeq and is a predicted model, not a curated record. The coding region runs from base 186 to 1811 and encodes 541 amino acids. Gene Ontology annotation, cellular component: lysosome; membrane. Lineage: Eukaryota; Metazoa; Arthropoda; Insecta; Lepidoptera; Tortricidae.